AUCCUCGGUUAUUCUUCUGUGUACUCCCAUCGAUCUUAUAGUUGUGCAAGAUGAUUUCUCGAGUUUUGCUUUGUAUUCUGUUUGCAGUUGCCAUUGCAUCUGUGGAUUGUAACUUGGAAGGUGAUAUUCUGUAUUCCUGGAAGACCUUAUUGGUGGAUCCUUACAAUGUCCUUGCUAGCUGGAACCUGACAUCCCACAAUCCAUGCCCCUGGUUUCAUGUUACCUGCAACAAUCAAAACAUCGUUACAAGGGUGGACCUUGGCAAUGCUGGACUAUCAGGACCUAUUAUCCCUGCGCUUGCAAACUUAACCAACCUCCAAUACUUGGAGUUAUACCAGAACAAAUUUUAUGGAUCUAUUCCAUCGGAACUUGGUCACUUAAAAGAACUAGUCAGCUUGGACUUGUACCGGAACCAACUCUCGGGACCAAUUCCAGAGACCUUAGGUCACUUGAAUUCAUUAAGAUAUUUGAGGGUCUUUCACAAUAAUCUAACUGGGGCUAUUCCUUCAUCUCUUGGCAAUUUGACUAGUUUACAAAUUCUGAAAUUAAACAAGAACAGUCUAACCGGUGCUUUACCAUUAGAGGUCAUUGAACUUGUUCGUUUUGGCAACUUGACCGUAUUGGAUGUCUCAAACAAUCUGUUGGCAGGGACCGUACACAGCACCAACUCAACAGGUUUUGCAGUUACAAAAAUCAUACAAGAUCCAAAAGCUCAGAACUAAGCCAGAAGAACUAGAAGAUGAUAUUGUAUACCAGUUCUAUGAAACAAAACUGGGACUUCUAAAUCCCGGGAAACUUGAAUUCAUUUUUCUACAUAUCAAUAAGCGUAUAUACAUAAAGACAGUGUAUGAUAUACCAUACAUGUACACACAGACAUACUUUCGACAAUAUCAGA
Molecule: messenger RNA, 895 nt
Organism: Fragaria vesca subsp. vesca
Lineage: Eukaryota; Viridiplantae; Streptophyta; Magnoliopsida; Rosales; Rosaceae
Product: somatic embryogenesis receptor kinase 1-like
Exons: 8
Coding region: 51-722 (223 amino acids)
Molecular function (GO): protein binding
Source: RefSeq, a predicted model, not a curated record